AUGGCAGAAAACACGACAAUAUCAACCGAACACACUUUCAUUGUACCCACAAAAAGAAUCAAUGAACAGCAAGAUGUCACAGAAUGGAUUAACUCUGAGGCCUUUUCGCGUUUUAUGAGGUUCAUUGAGAAUCUAAAUGAAAGCGGAGUCAACAAAAUGAUUUCUGAUCCGUGUUUCAUAUCCGAGAAAAUAAUAAAUUCUCUGGAUACCAUGAUGUCGUGGGUCGACGAGAUUCCGCCGUUACCAACACCUCAGAGAUUUGGCAAUAAAGCUUUUAGGAAUUGGAUUGCUCGCAUGGAACAAAACGCUGUUACCAUUCAUCAAGAUAUUCUUCCAUCUCAAUAUCACAAUAUGAUUAUUGAACUUGUACCCUACUUUACAGGAAGUUUCGGGAAUGGUACGCGCAUCGAUUACGGAAGUGGACAUGAACUCAGUUUUGUCGCGUGGUUGUGUUGCUUGAAUUUGUCGAGAGUACUUCAAGAACAGGACAACACGGCGUUGGUGUUGAGAGUAUUCACAAAAUAUUUGGAUCUCGUAAGAUGUCUGCAACGCGUUUACAUGCUUGAACCAGCAGGUAGUCACGGUGUUUGGGGCUUGGAUGAUCAUCAAUUCUUAUCUUAUUAUUGGGGGAGCGCACAAUUGCGAGAUCACAAGCGUUUGAAGCCAAAAUCCAUCCUGUCUGAAGACCUCGUGAAUGCGUACUCGAAUGAAUACAUAUACUUUGGCUGUAUUAAAUAUAUUCACGAGACCAAAAAAGGACCCUUUCAUGAACAUUCUCCUUUAUUGUACGAUAUUUCCGGGGUGCCAAAUUGGACCAAAGUUAAUACUGGAUUGAUAAAGAUGUAUGUGGCAGAUGUGCUCCAGAAAUUUCCAAUCGUUCAACAUUUUCUGUUCGGCAGUAUGCUGCCUUUCAAACUCGCAACGAAAACUUAA
Acaulospora morrowiae is the source of this 933-nucleotide messenger RNA. The record is from the annotation of a GenBank genome assembly. NCBI's taxonomy places the organism in Eukaryota, Fungi, Glomeromycota, Glomeromycetes, Diversisporales, Acaulosporaceae.